Messenger RNA from Megalopta genalis, 5617 nucleotides. NCBI's taxonomy places the organism in Eukaryota, Metazoa, Arthropoda, Insecta, Hymenoptera, Halictidae. The record is from RefSeq and is a predicted model, not a curated record.
UAAUGAUUAUUAUUUCAUUACAAAUAAACCAAUAAAAUCUAUUCCAUUUUAUUUCAUUAGUUUUUAAUUUGUGCGAUCUCGUUACGUUGAAAUUCAGUGCAAGCAAUAAUGUAACUAUAAAAAGUAUGUAUGCACAUUGUUACAUCGAUCGAUGCACACCCGCAUCGUAACAGUAUGCACAUGUGUGUAGAAAUUGAGCUUUGUAACUGUAACGUACCUUUCAACAAACACAUAUAAACACCUGGCGUCUUUUAAUUAUCGAUAUCAACGUGAAUUCUGUGUUAUUCAACGUUAUUCGAUAUGCUUUACAUGUAGAAGUGAAAAACUCUAAAUUCUCGUGAAUUUGAUUAAAAUCAUGACAUUUAAAAAUCAGUUCAACAUCAAAGCUAAAAGUUAUAAAAAUGUAACAAGUUUCACGAGACACGCAACACAUGGAAAUACAAUAUGCGUAUACGAAAUAACGAAAUAGUUUUUGAGUGGUGCAUUCGAUCGGGGAGUAGGGGGAGUAUGUAUUACAUGUACGGAGCAUACGCGGUCGAGUGUCACAUAACCUCUAAGAAAUCCAGCGUAGCCAUGCAAUUGGGAAGACUGAAUCGAAUAUUGAAUGACUCUGCGUAAGAAAUAAGAGAAAAAAACCCUAUAAAAUCUGUCACAUUAUCACACAACUAUUAUCUUAUAAUCGUACGUUUUGUUUGCUGUCACCAAAUCCUUUUUUCGCAGAAGCACAUGUAUUACAAGCACGCUUUUCAUCAAAUAUAAUGAUUACCGAACCGCAUAUAAUUUCCUUUCCGAUAUUUGUUCUGUAUCACCUCGGGAAGAUGAUUGUAUACUCUCGAUAAUGUACUUUGUAACCUCGCAAUAAGGAAAAAGAAGAAGAGCUCUGAUCCUAGUCGAUAAUGAGAAAAACUCAAGCUUCGAAUUUAAAUAGCGAAACCAUGGAAUUAAGAUUACAAAAUACAUUAGCAAGGAGAAAAAAACGGCAGCCUCAAGACGAAAUGAAUUCGCGUGCGAUUAACGAUAAUAAGUCGCAUUCGAAAAAUAACGAUGCGAACAUUUCAACCGAGCAUCACGUUUCUGUAGAUAAAGCGAUUACCCCGAAAAAUGUAGAUAAAGCUGUGAAAAUAUUCGACACCAACGAGGUGCACAGGUUCGACAACGCAGGCUCCACGGAUCUAGACGAGUUCGCAUCCAAAUCGAUGAACGUUGUCGUCGAUAUUCACCGAGAAUACAAAUCGGAAAAGUCCGGCGAGAAUUCGGAUCGUACCAGAACCUCCGAGAGAACCGAAGGUGUCAGAAUGUUUUCGAAAACCAACGCGUUCGGCGACAGGAGGAGCGACCGUCAGAAAUUCGGCCAGGUUCAAACUCGGAGUAUCAAAAAGAUGCACGACGAUAUAGAGAUCGACGAUUCGAUAGACACGAUAGAGGUGGUUAAUUCGACGACGGCGAAAGGGGACGAGAGAGGAGAAAGAAAAUUGUCCAAGAAGAACAGCGACCAGUGUUCUUCCACCGAACGGAAGUCGCGCGGUAAGGGGAAGUGGGGGGCACCGCAACGUCAAACGGACGAUUUGAAAAAGCCGCCGCGGAAACGCUGGUCAAAAGACACUUCGAUAAUUCGUUUGCCGGAACCGAGAAGCGGUUCCUGGGCGUCGUCCACCGAAAACAAGCUUCCGUUGACGCGAUCCCCGGAUGAUACGAAACAAGCGUCGUUCUCGGCUUACGACAACGCGGCGUUCGUCUCGGACGACGAGGAAAUACUGCGAAUCGAGACCGAUUACAACGGCCGGGAAAAUGUGAGGAUAGAGAUGAGGGAGUUCGCUAAGGAACAUUUCGAUAACUCGACACUUUCGCCGCGCGGUAGAGAAAUACCGGACGCGGCUGCUGUCACUAUCGAAAGCUUAGACGAGUCGGAGAACUCGAAUUUCGAACGCUACGAAACAUCGAGGAAAGUUCGGUCACGAAACGGGAACGGUUACGACGAGCGCGGGAAACGCGCGAUUUCGAAAAAUGCGAGAGGAAACUCGGAUGAAAGCGACGACGACGACGGAUCCGAUAAUUCGAACGUAUCGCAGUCCUUGAGAAACGUGACCGUUCGAUCGAAUUAUCAGUCCUCCGAGGAAACAUCGACGAAACAUCGACGUUCUGCGAAGAACAGAGAAACGUCUAAAAAGCGUUCUAUCGAUGGUCAAGGUUAUGCUAGCCAAACUGUACCGUCGACGACCGAGGGUGACGAUGUAAAUCGCAGAAAAUCGGGGGAUCGUCGUGGCUCGAGAAGCGAGAACGAGAAAAGGAAAGUAUCUAAAAAUGUUUCCAGCUCUUCUCUGACCAGUCCGUAUUCCGACGUGGCCAAAGAGGAUUCGAAGAGGAGGAGGGAAAAGAAACAUGGCGCCAAGUAUAUUUCCGUUACGAUCCAUAGAGCGGACAUGUUGGAGAUCGAUUACUUGACGAAGCACCCGAUGGUGAAGGUGCACAUCGUGUACGCCGAAACUGGGAAAUAUUUGAAAAAUGGAUCCAGCAGUUAUUUGCAGCCGAUAAUCACCAGCACGUUCGAUUUCAAAGAGAACAGGUCCAUCGUGCCCGUGUGGGAGGAGGAGAUCAUCGUCUUCGAGCAUAAUUUCGAUUCGUUGCUGAAAACCGAUAACGAUCAGGUCGUGAUCUUGUUCGAGAUCAUCGACCUGUUGAGCUUCGCCGAGGCUAGCUUUAAUUAUGAUAAAUUUGGCCACGAAGGUUGUUGGUACAAGAUUGCUUGGGCCUUCUUGAAACCCGUGGGAAGAAACAGCGUCGUUCACAUCGAUCGAAAAGUUCGAUUACAAUUGUACAAAUGUCGCAAAACCGUGAAAAAGUUCGAACGAUUUCAUGCGUGCGAAGUGUACACAUGGUGGAGAUCCAGUGUCAGAGAGAAAUAUCCUAGCAGCUUGUUCGUCACGAUAAUGUCGAUCGAUCCGCCGAAAUUGGAACCGGUUCUCUAUCAGCAACUAUCGUUGAACGAGUUAUCGUUAUCCGACGCACGCAGCGAGCCGCAAAAAGUAUCAAGCCACACGACGAAUUCCAUCGAUUUGCCGAAGUGGUCGCGGUUGUCCGCGCAGUCUUGCAAAAUACCGAACGAGAUCACCUUCGAGACCGAGAUCAGCGAGAACGGAUGCUUCUUCGCAGCUUUCAGUAACAACGGCAAAUACUUGGCUUGCUGUCACUCGGAAGAACAUAAUUAUCCUUUGGUCGUUUACGAGAUCGAAACGAAACAAGUUCAUGUACGAUUCUCCGGGCACAAGAACUUCGUGUACUCUCUGAAUUGGUCCGAGAACGAUAACCAUCUACUCUCCGUCUCGUCGGAUCAGACCGCUCGUGUUUGGGACGUGCAGAAUCAAAUCGUGCAACACACGGAAAUGAUGCCGCAUCCUUCGUACGUGUACUGCGGCAAAUUCGAUCCGGAAAGCGCUCUGAUCGUUGCGACAGGAUGCUACGAUCGUACGGUUCGCAUCUGGAAGCGUGGCAGAAGAUCGAAAGGUCGAGAUCUCGGUCAGGAGCUGGAGGGUCACGAGGGAUUUAUAAAUGCUAUGUGCUUCCAAAAGAACAGCAAUCUGUUGACCGCGGACAGCGUUGGUGUAAUAAUAUUAUGGACGGCGAAGAAAAUUCGGAGCAGAUUGAGCCGCAAGGAAUGGCAGAUUUCGCGGAAGAUAAAGGUCCGAGAAAUCAGCGGCGUGAUCGUUAACACCAUCCUUUUGCAUCCCCUGGAAUCUAGGCUGCUCGUCCAUUCGCGGAACAACGGAUUACGGAUGUUGGAUCUGGCAACCGGUGUCGUAUUGCAGAAAUACAGCGAGGUAAACAAUCGAAGGAUACAAUCGGUGGCGUGCAUAUCUCCGUGCGGCGGUCUAAUUCUUUGCGGGGGCGAGGAUUCUACGUUGAAGGCAUGGAACUUAGAGACCGGAUGUCUCGUAGCGAAGUACAGUUUCGAGCGGAAUUUACGCGCGGUGACAUGCGUGGACUAUCAUCCGUACGACCACAUGAUAGUAUUCUCGACGUUCGGUAGCCCAGCGUCGGUGAAAAUUCUAAAAUUCAACAAGGAAGCGAACCCGGAGGACGUAGGCUUGAGAAUGCUGGAGGAUAGCAGAACGAGAAUGAACGUCGGCGAGACGUCUGUAAGAGCUGUGAACACACCGACGAUGGCCGCGGAGAGAUCGCGGUCGAGCAGCAGAAUUCACACGCCGGACAACGCUUUGAAAGAAAGAAAUUCGCAAUCCGGCGCGAGCGCGAAAUCGUACGCCGGCGAAACGUUCGAUAAAGACGCGAAAUACACGGACACGAGAUUGAAGCUGAUGCGAUUGAACGAGACCGAGGAAACGAUGAAGAAUCGAAGCGCUAAUCGGCUGUACAAUAUCAUCGAGAAAAUCGAUAGGAUUUUAUCGAACACGUCCAGGUCCUCCGGCGACAUAGAAUGCGGGAAGAGCUUUUCGUUUACUCGAGAGGCGAACAAAGGCGGGAUCUUCACGAUACAAGACGAGAACGUGGAAAGAAGGAGGAUAAGAGCGGAGAAGAAGAAAUCGUUUGCUUAUUUGAGCGCCGACGACUGUUCGAAUUCGUGCGUCGAAUCGAGUACGACCAGCAGCGUGAAACCGAUGAGAAAGGUCGUGGAGUCGAAGCCCGCGAGGAAACCCAGAGAUUGGAAAGAGAGAUCCCAAAGCGCUAAAGUGUCGAAGAGCAAUGAAUACGAAGACGAAGUCCUGAAGACCUUCUCCGACAGUGCUGCGAAUUAUCAGCGGAAUAAAGCUUGUACAGCGAGAAGCACGGAGUCUUCUUUCAUUAUUCCAGUCGAGGGAAGAGAAAUGAAACCGAAGGAGUUUCUGAAAACUGCUUAUUUCAAUAAUGACUCAUCGAAUUCUUCCGGUAGUGCCGGUACGUAUGUUGUAGAGAAGGAUAACGUUGAAGGGAACAGCGACGAAGGCUCGAUCAAAUUAAUCGAAAGCGAAGAUCUGAUCGAAAACGACAUGGAAAAUUAUGUGAAGGAUUUACGUCCAGGAAGCGAUAGCUCGGUGAUCAGCAACGCGACUUUUACUAUUGAGAAUGAAGUGCCCGUCCCAUUGCCUAGAAGAAAGAAAAAUCUUUCUUGAACCAGCUUCGUUGUAGGAAUAGAUGUAGACUACUUGAUUAAUAUCGUGUGAAGAAAGUAGACCGUAUUUUGCUUGUGCACAUUUUAUAGAAUCUCUGCUUUCUCAUACAACUUGAACUUUUAAGGGGACUUUAUUGGAAAAUUGUUUAUUCUAAUUUAAAUAAUUACAUUGUUAUUCUUUCUUAUAGAGACGAUACAAUUGUUACGUUCGAUACGUAUGAAGCAGAAUGGAACAUCCCUUAAAGUGAGCACAGGCAGAAUAUUGUAAGAUCCUUUUACACGAAGUUAUCGUUUUAUUUUGCGAAAUAGCGUGUUACUUGUAUCUUAAGAAAUAUUUUGCGAUAAGAGAAACCGUAAUUAUCCGCACAAUGAAUUAAGCUUUAUUAUUUAUUCUAAGUGUAUUCUUUGCAAUAUAAUAUAAGUAGCCUUAAGCUGCUCUGAGUUUUGUAAUUUUUGUAAUAAUGUGGAGUUUGUGAAGAAUCGUCUUUAUAAAUACAUGUACUAUUGAAACGAAAA